AUGUUUUUGGGUAGAACGGCAUGUUACACAAGGUUUAAUGCCAUGGGGCCUGCAAUGAAGUGUGGGUUUUCGACGUCUGGCUUACGAUUGCAAAAUGUACAACUAAACUAUUAUGAGAUUUUAGAGUUGCCACAUUCGGCGUCGAUUCGGGAAAUUAAGACCCAAUUCAAGAAGCUAAGUAAGAAAUAUCACCCUGAUUUGAAUACGCAUUUGAGUGACGACGAGAAGAAGGCUAAUAGUGACAAGUUUGUGACUAUAGUCAAUGCAUAUGAUACGUUAAAGGAUAUGAAGAAGAAAAAGAACUAUGACUUUUCAUUGAAAUCUAGCGGACAGUUGCAUAAUAGGAAUGGUAGUGGGGUCAGGAGGAACCAAGAAUGGCACAAUAAGUACUAUGGAGAAGCGAAAUAUUACUCCAAAUCAAAUUCAUAUUCGAGAUCAUCCUAUAGUGCAUCUGGCUUGAAUACAAAGAGACAUAGAGUACGUCAUGACAAUGAUUUUGACAACAAUUCUUCGUUUUCAGGAGAACAUCGCAACUAUGGUGACAAGCAUGGUGUUCCGCAUUUUAACUACAACGAGCAUUUAUUAAAGCAUUUGAAAUUCGAACAAAGAAUUAUCAACCGACAACUAACAGACGACGACAGAGAGGCAAUUAUGAGACAACUAAGCAAAUCAGGAGAUCUUAAGAAUAUGAGUGAAGAGCUUAUCACUAAGCAUCUAAUGAGGCAAGUUCACCAUACGAAGAACAGGACCAACUCAGCAGGUCUGGGGCAAUGGGGGAAUUCAGGCUCAAGUGCAAAUGGGCAAAACAAGAACCCGCACAUGUAUCACGGCCCGCAAGAUGACAGCGAUGGAUUGAAGGUUGCAUUUCUUUGUAUGGGGGCUGGCGCAUCACUAUAUCUUUUAUAUCAAGCAUUUUUUAGUUAA
Messenger RNA from Debaryomyces fabryi, 924 nucleotides. RefSeq lists its product as uncharacterized. Lineage: Eukaryota; Fungi; Ascomycota; Pichiomycetes; Serinales; Debaryomycetaceae. Gene Ontology annotation, cellular component: endoplasmic reticulum. The transcript has a single exon. The record is from RefSeq and is a predicted model, not a curated record. The coding region runs from base 1 to 924 and encodes 307 amino acids. Gene Ontology annotation, molecular function: misfolded protein binding; protein-folding chaperone binding.